Cryptomeria japonica (Japanese cedar) is the source of this 645-nucleotide messenger RNA. Its product is annotated as phospholipase A1-Igamma2, chloroplastic-like. The record is from RefSeq and is a predicted model, not a curated record. Gene Ontology annotation, molecular function: glycerophospholipase activity. Gene Ontology annotation, biological process: lipid metabolic process. The coding region runs from base 1 to 645 and encodes 214 amino acids. The transcript has a single exon. Lineage: Eukaryota; Viridiplantae; Streptophyta; Pinopsida; Cupressales; Cupressaceae.
AUGAAAGAGGUCCAAAGAUUGGUGGAGUUAUACAAGGGUGAGGAAUUGAGUAUUACUAUUACAGGCCACAGCCUAGGAGCCUCCUUGGGACUCUUGAGUCCUUACCAAAUUGGAGAAACAUUAUUAGCAUCCAAUAAUUUAGGUGCUAAACAUAAUAUACCUGUGACAGUAUUUUCUUUUGUAGGGCCCAAAGUUGGAAACCUUGAUUUUAAAGAGAGAAUGGAGGAGAUAGGUGUGAAAACUUUGAGAAUAGUGAAUACCCAUGAUGUGAUACCUAAACUUCCUGGCAUCGUUUUGAAUGAAUGGAUGCACAGAAAGCUUUUUAAUGGAGUGAAAGGGGAGAUAUACAGUCAUGUGGGUAAUGAGUUGAGGAUUAGUCACUUGAAUUCUCCUUAUCUUAAACACAAUGUUGAUAUGAGUUGCAGCCAUAAUUUGGAGGCCCAUUUGCAUUUGGUGGAAGGUUUUUGGAGCUCGGUUGUUCCAUUCCGUUCUAAUGCGAAAAGGGAUUAUUCACUUGUUAAUAAGACCUGUAAUUUGCUUAGAGAUGAACUCAGGGUGCCCCCAAAUUGGCUGGUUUUGUCAGAGAAUUCCACUCCUACUCUCAGUCCGAAAUCCAGCUAUAUGAACAGUCUAUCUCUUAGUUAA